UUACCUAAGACAUGUUUUUUUUUAAUGAUUAAAAUCAUUUUAACUAUAACUUGAUUCAGACGAGUCUUGUGUAUCAAGUUGUAAACUUGUUUUCAAUUCCAGUUCGAUAAAAAUACAAAAGUCCCAGGUCAGACGUCCAGUGAUUGUUCAUUUCAGUCUAUUGUAGGUGAUCGAAGAAAGUUUCUUUUCUAUAUCGCGCUCAAUUCCAGAGAUAGCAUAAUGGCUUCUGCUGAAUUAACUUGUUCUUUUGCUACCGAUGAUUCGCCAUGUGGCUUGCUUGGUACAGGCUCCACAGUGGUACCUCUUGAUGCGUGUUUGGCAGACAUGACUGGACACCUCGUGAGUUUACAGGUUACGGGGAAGCGAGGACGAGGAAAGUCAGUUAUUUCAGAAAAACAGCUCAUUCUAAACCGUGCAGGAUUUUUUAACACAUCGGAAAAUGAGACGAAAAGAAUGACGAUAUGUCCAAGACAUAGAAAAUUACUUACUAUCGACUGGCAAGGUCGCAAGAAUAACUCAUGUACCUACCCCGCACACAAGGGUCAACGAGUCAAGUCAACUCGCCGCAUCAACGAGCUAAUGUCAAUGGAGAUUCAUCGGAUGUUUAAUGAAYUAGUUCCCAUUGGAUCUGCGAUAUGUACGAAUUGUAGAUUGGUGCAUUACAAACUUCGAGAUGACGAAAGUAAUCAGCUUCAUGAUACUGCUGAAGGGGAGAUGCAGCCUGCUAUCGAGCCAGUGAAACAUGAUGAACCAAGCACUUCAGCUCAAAGCCCGAUUCCUCCUGAGAUAGACGAGACUCAGCCAUCCCAGUCAUCGCAGUCAUCGCAGUCGUCGCAGUCGUCGCAUUCGUCGCAUUCGUCCCAGUCAUCUAAAACCAUUCCUGAAGGGGAGGUGAGCAUCUGGGUUGAUGAAAUUGAAGCUCAACAAGAAAAAAGACAGACCCUUAAUGAAGCUCUUGAUAAGCUGAGUAGUGGUCGGAUAAGCCCUAUAUUGUCAACGUUAAACACUACGUGGGAUGACAUAUCAAGUACCCAACAGAAGUACUAUUCGCGCAAAGCAAAAGAGUCAUUAGGCGCUGUAUUAACUAUCAUAAGCCCUGGUCAAGAAGAAGAACUGUGGAAAACAAUGAGACAAGCGGUAUCACUUGAUAUGGACACCAGUGCUUCUAACAAGCCCAUGCAAUUUGAUGGAAAAGAAGGAUUGGUUGAUGUUCUAGUAAAAGCGUAUGAAAAGGCUGAAACAUGGCAGACUCAACGGCAAAUACUUUCAAUUUUUGCAAAUGACUUCAGCAAGUCAGAACUGCAGGAACUCGUUCCUGGACUUUCUAAGUGGUGUAUAGACGCUGCUCGCCAGCACGCUAUAGACACCGGAAAAGGGCAACCUGUACCCCAUCAACAAAUAUUUCGUCAGAAAAUCGAGCAGAGUAAGAUUGACCACUUCGUUGAUUAUAUUUCACGUCCUGAAUUCGUACAAGACGUAGCAUUUGGGACGAAAACUCUGAAAUUGGAUUCGGGUGAAAAGAUUGUUAUCCCUGCUGUUAUCAGGACUUUGAUUCCCUCAAGAAUCAUUGAGCAAUACAAAAGCUAUUGUAUACAGGAAAAKGUCCAGCCAGCAAGUGAUCGAUCGCUCUUCAGAAUGCUGGAAGUAUGUGCUGCAUCGAUCCAAAAAUCCCUCCAAGGUCUAGACAGUUUUACUGCUGACGGAACAGAAUCUUUUGACAACAUUAUUAGUGCCGUGGACUCAUUGGUGGAAAAUGGCGCAGAUGAGCUGUGGGGCAAAACUGCUAAAAAGGAACUUAGAGAAGCAAAGAGAUACCUGAAGGUAGACUUCAAGGCGCACAUAGGACGAAAUGAGCACUGUAAAGACCACUGUAUUGUUUAUGCUCUGAGCGACCCAAACAAUAUCAAGUUCAAAGGAAAAUGUAGCCAUCAACAUGAUAUAUCUUGUGAAAGAUGUGAAGCACUAAGGACAGUUCUUCAAGAGGUUGUACAGAAGGRUGCUGAGGUAGACAUGACUGAAGAACAGAGACAAAGAAAAUCCUUUGAGAUAAAWGAAUAUAUACGUCGUAUCUACGCUUGGAAAUCCCAUUUACUUCGUCUUCUAAAUCAAGAUGAAGCAAAGAACAAAGCUCUUCGCGAUCUGAAAGAUGACACAGCCUUAGUCAUCAUGGACUGGGCAAUGAAAUAUUUGCCUCAACGUUARAGAGAGCGUAUGAGUGAUUUUUUUGGAAAAAAGGGUAAAAAUUGGCACGUGUCAGCAGUCAUUACCAAAAGCGAUGGUGGCUAUAAAGUUGAGUGCUAUGUGCAUCUGCUCGAUUCUUGCGUUCAAGGCGCCUUUGCUGUGACCUCCAUAGUUGAAAACCUCCUCCAUACCAUUCGAAAGGAUUAUCCCUCAGUGACAAAAGUCAACUUGCGUUCUGAUAAUGCCGCGUGUUACCACAAUGGUUCACUCUUGCUGAGUCUUCGAUACAUCUCCGAGAGAACCGGUAUCACCAUUCAAAGAUAUGAUUUCUCAGAUCCACAAGCUGGGAAAGAUAUCUGCGAUCGCAAAAUUGCAUCAAUGAAGUCUCACAUGAGGAGAUGGCUAAACGAGAAGCAUGAUAUCACUACUGCUGAAGAAAUGAAAACAGCCCUUGAAUCACAUGGAGGCGUCAAAGGAAGCCGUGCAGCAGUGGUCAAGCUGAAUACAUCUAGAGAUAAUGCAAGUGACAACAAGAUACCUGGCAUUAGUCUUCUAAACAACUUUUUGCUUGAAAAGGAUGGCAUUAGGGUGUGGCGAAGCUAUGAUAUUGGACCCGGGAACCUCAUCUUGUAUAAAGAUCUUCAAAUUGUACCACAGGAUGAUACUGCUUUAGAGGUUCUACAGAAUUUUGGCCUCAGAAUGCGUGAAUUUGGCAUCAUAGGAGCGAGACAAGAAGGCAAUCAAAAUGAGAUAUACUCCUGUAAUGAGCCUGGYUGUAUUCUUACUUUCAAAGAGCAGUCUCAAGCCGAAGAACACAUGGACACCGGAGAGCACGUGCGCAAAACAGACAAAGAAUCCCUUUACGAUUCCAUCAGGAAAGCAUGGMCGGAGAAAGUCAGCGGAAUCAAAUUUAUCAGCCAACCAGCCUCUAGUGAAAUGGCAGCAGAAUCAAGCAGCAACAGUCAUCAACAAGAGAKUUCAACUGAUGAACAACAAGCUAUGGGAUGGGCUUUAAAGACAACCAGGACCUGGACCAAAAUGUCGGAUAAAGUCAAGUCAUUCCUUGUGGAACACUUCGACUCRGGCGCUAUUACAGGCCAAAAAGCUGAACCAUCACAAGUGAGCAAGGAAAUGAAGCAUGCAAAGGAUGACAAUGGACAGCCUCUAUUUACACCAGAGGAAUGGAAAACACCUGAACAAAUUAAAGGGUUCUUCUCACGACUGUCAGCGAAAAGAAAAAUCGAGCAAGCGAGAAAGGACAUGACUGAUGAGGAAAAAGAAAUAUCAGAUGAUGAUAUUGAAGCCAUCGAAGAUCAGGAGUCAUUUGAAGCUUUGCGCAAGGCAGUUGAAGAUGAUAUCAACGUUCCAGACCAUCCUGUAUUACUUGAUAACCUAAACAUUUGUGAACUCACAUCUAAUGAAAAGCUUCCAACGUUAAAACUGGCAGAACUCAAACAGAUCUGUGAGAGACUUGAGAUAGCGGUAGAUGGGCCAUUAACAAGAAAGAAAAGCUUUAUAGUACCCAUCCAAACAUUUAUUUCUACGUGCUCUUGUGCGACAGGUAACACCCAUUAAAAACUCAUUAAUCAUUCAAGAGGUAAGCAACCAAACCAGAAACUCAAUUUGUACCACUUGCAGUACUUUGAAAUCCCGAGUCCGGCACAGAGUGCUUGGAUUUUUUUUUAAAUAAAGAAAAACAGCUUUCAAAGUACUCCAAGCAUCCAUCAUCUUACCAUCAAUGAGACCCCCGCUCAUGACAACCGGGUUCAAAACUGAAAAGCUGCACAACGAUCUGGUACUCGAACAUAACAGGUCGUUCGCGCAUGAGCACACAGGUUCAAUUACCCCUUCCGAAUGAUAAAUGAGUUUUUGAAUUCGUUCAAAGGCCCCCAAUUCGGACUUGACGGGGUUUCAAAGUCCACGCAAUUAGUUCCAGUCCUCAUUGACGGCCUUUAAACAUUACAU
Messenger RNA from Exaiptasia diaphana, 4146 nucleotides. RefSeq lists its product as uncharacterized. The transcript is spliced from 3 exons. Bases 220 to 3756 code for a protein of 1178 amino acids. The record is from RefSeq and is a predicted model, not a curated record. Lineage: Eukaryota; Metazoa; Cnidaria; Anthozoa; Actiniaria; Aiptasiidae.